Molecule: messenger RNA, 8505 nt
Organism: Zalophus californianus (California sea lion)
Lineage: Eukaryota; Metazoa; Chordata; Mammalia; Carnivora; Otariidae
Gene: EMILIN1
Product: elastin microfibril interfacer 1
Exons: 8
Coding region: 5092-8136 (1014 amino acids)
Molecular function (GO): protein binding; extracellular matrix constituent conferring elasticity
Source: RefSeq, a predicted model, not a curated record
UCCUACUCCCCCCUCACUGCUUGCUUUCGCUCAGCUUCACCAUAAAUGGGAACGGCACAGAGCCAGGCUGGGGCCGGGGGCUGGGCUGUUGCUCUGGAGCUGUCAGGGGUAAUGGAAGCCAGUUGCUUUGCGGUAGAGGGGGGCCAGGGCUCAGGGGACGCCUCUGCUUCUCUGAGCCAAGGAAAACUGCAGGAGCUGCUAUGGGACUGCAACAGCUGGGGCAGAGGACUGUCUUGCUGCCCGUGUGCACCAUGAGCCAGGGGUGCACUAGCUCAGAGCUGGCUUCCCUGGCCUGGGACCAUCGGUUUGUCCUCCAUGCUCCAGCCCAGUGACUCCUAAGCUCAGUCUCGGCCUUUAGCAGUCUGUAAUUCCCCUGGCCUCCCCCAUUUCACCCCCCAGCCUCCACCCAGUAUUUCCCAGAAGUUUCCUAUUUAGAAUCUCAAGCCCAUGUUCCCUCCACAUAAUAGUGAAACCCCAGGCGUGUACUUCCUCAUGUGUCCCUCAGAGAGUGGUCUGUUCCCAGCUCUGCUGUGGGAGAAUGAGGGUCUGGGUCUUAAAGGAUUACACACAUUAUGCUUUGUGGCUCCUGGAAAUUUGAAGCAGAUCCAAAUCCAACCAGACACUUAGAUCUACUGUUAAGACAGAACUAGACCCUGGAAAGCCGACUUUCUAGCCUGCAAAUGACAUGGGGGGAGGCCUUGGAAGUGCUUCAGAUUUCCAAGGCAGUCCUGAAACAACUGACCAGAGACUUUCAGAGCUAAAGGGGGCCUUCAAGAUCAUUUUACAAAGAAGGAAACUGAGGCCCAGAAGGUAAUUGAUUUGACCAGGAUUCUACGAAUGGUUUGAAAUCGUCACCUGAGCCGCUUUCCUCUAUUCUACUCUCCAUGUCCGACUGUGGGCUCGAUGGGUUAUCCUGGGGUCAGGGACAAGAGGAAAGGGGUUUUAGAACCAUCCAGAAAUAUCCUUCACCUCCCAGAACGUGCUGUGCCUAGGCCAGCGACUCCUUAUCAGCCUUGACGAGGUCAUUUGGCCUCCUGCCUGGAGGAGCUGAAAUUAAAAAUGGUCCCCAGGACUAAACUAGACUCAGCUAAGAACUAACAAAGCUUGAAAAAAGCUUGGGUGGAAAAAGUAUGUGGGAAGUGAGACAGGCAAAGCCUCACCCUUGGGGGAAUUGGAAGACAGCGAGAAUUUGGGGGAGGGGCAUAUGUGGAGUUUAAUCUCUGCAAUUAGUGUGACAUUUUCAAGGAGAAGACAUGAGUUUAGGAUUAGGCUAAGGAGUGAAAAAGCAACAAGAACUGGGAAAGGGGCCUGGGCCCUGAGUCCAGAGAGGUUGGCUCUUAAAGUAGUAUACCUAUGGGAAGGGGUGGAAGGAAAAGGAAAAUGCGCAUUUGAGCAGGAGUGGACGGGGUCCUCUCAGGAUUGAAAUCCCAUCUACGCUUUGCAUAAACCAAGGCCCGAUUCCUAUUAUUCUCCAUUUUUUCCCUCCCAACAUUCAGUCCUCUGACAGAGGGCAUUAGACAUGAAAUGCUCCUUACCGCAGGUGCCCCCGGUGAUCCCAGCCUCUGCACAUGAGCUCCUUGCUCAGCCGCUGGUGGCUGACCGGAAGUGUUAGUUGCCCAGUAUAGCCAAGAUUUCCCAUUGGCCCUAGACCCUUGACAAUCCCCUAUCUUGGAAAGGUUAUAAAGUAGAUCUCGUCCUAGUGCCCCUACGGACUUGGCCAUUUUUGAUCUCGGGAAUUCUCUUGCCAAUCGCUUUGGAAAUUUGUGGCUACUCGUCAAUACCACCGCCACCACCCGUGCAUUUUCUCUAAUCUUCGUCUCCAUUGUGGCCUGCUUGCCCAACACCUCAGGCCUCCCCAGUGAACCCAGAGCCACCGAUUUAUUUGAGGUAUCACAAACAUUCAUGUCAGCCCUCAGGUCUUGGCUCCUGAUUACAGGACUGAAUGAAAUGCAACCUACUGCAAUGGUAUUUUAAAGCCAACAUUUUUGGCUUGACACACUUAAAAUACAACAGAGUUUUAGUAUAUGUGCUGCCGAAGCAAGCACGAAAUACAACAGAGUUUUAAACUUAAGGGAGGCACCCAUUUAAACUUAAGGAAUGAGUGACAACCAGGCAGUGACUAGAUGGCUGGGAUGACUUUUCAGGUUGUCAGAGGCCCGCCGAAGGGAGAGAGCGGGGCAAGAACUGAGAAAGAAAACUGCAGCAGCCAGGGCAACCUGCAGUGGGUUGGUUUACUGCCAGGGCCAGGGCCAGGGCCUAGAACCGAUGCAGAGACCAGGGACAACGCUGCAACCUUCCACUGACAGCAGCUCUCAGAUCAGGAUCUCCUGGGACUGUUUCCUUCAAGUCUUCCCGUGUGCCAAUCCCCACACUCCUAUGGGGCAGCUGCAAAUUUCCGUUUCUGUGGAUUCCAGCAUUCGCUUUCACCAUCCUUUCUUUUCGCCAACAUUUCUCCCAGCCACCAAGAUCACAUACUGGGCCAGAGGACCUCAGAGGCAGGUCACACAGAGUCACAUUAAAGACUUGGUGGCAUCCUUUUUCAUGGCUUCCAACUAUUGCCCUGCACAUGGUUCCCAGAAGCAAGACCCACAUCUCUGACCGUCUCCUGGAUACUUACUGCCACCCAGCUAUGUUACUCUCAUCUGAAACUCAGUAUGUCCAGACUAAGGUCGUCUUUCUUCCAAAGCUGUUCCUCAUCUCAACUUCCCCAUCCCAGCUCCAACCCCAGAAUCUUCUGUGAUGCCUCCCUUCCUCUGGCCCCUCAUUACUCGGGCAGUCCCCAAGCAACCACAGCCUUCUCUUUCCAGGCUGCAUCACUCUGCAGUGUAGAAUGUCGAAGGCACCCCAGACAGUAGCCAACAGACCUCCGGCGGAGUCGUGGCAUUGGUUUCCCGGUGAUAACACAACGUAAGGGAGGAGGUAGAACCAGCGUCCUUGUGGCCUGAAACCCUGUCCGUUGCUCUUGCCCACCAUGUCUUCUUUCUGAAGGCGUACCGAGCUCCCACUCAAAAACUUGUAAUCCAAGCUCUUAACCAGUCCUCUGGGCCUCUCCCCGAUUUUUCCACAAUUGACUUCUCUGACUUUCUGUCCCACUUCUUCCUGACACAAAUAAGAGCCCUUACCAAGCAUUUACCAUGUGCCAGGCACUAUUCUAAAUGCUUUAUGUGUAUUAACUUAAUCCUCACAAACUUAGGAAGGAGGGUGCUGUUAUGAUUCCCAUGUUGAGGAAUGAGGAAACUGAGGCAGGCCUCUUUCCCCAGUCUGCAAUCUCUCCCCUCCCCCAUCUCUGUGCUUCACUUUUUUCCCCCAACACUGUUCAGCCUCUCUCUCUCUCUUCCAACGGCCCUCCUCUGAGCCCCCCGAGCAUCCAGCUGUCUUUCCCCUCCCCUUGCUCAGAACACAUCACCCACUCGUCUGGCCCCCGUGGCAUGCCGUCUGUCCUGCUUUGUGUUGGUUGCUUCGGUGCCUGUGUGCCGUUCCCCAGCGGUCCCAGGCGCUCCUUCCAGAGUGUCACACAGGCCUUUGCUCCCCGGGCACCUCCACGGAGCCUCCACACAGCACGCUCACCUCCCUUCUGUCUGGUACUUCUGCUUCGCUCUCACGAGCCAGCGCCGCACCACACGGGGACACCUAGGCCUGAGUACCGUGUUGAGGCCAGAUGGUGAAGGCGGGGGCCAGCUGACAGAUUCGGACUCCUCUCAAGAAGAGCUUUCGGGUCAGGCUGGUGGUUGAGCGUGACUGAGUUCCUUGCCUGCUGCAGAGGCCUCCAAGGCUUGCCUCCAGGCUGGGGAAGGACUUCCUUUGGGCUCCAUAGAUACAGAUACCACCCGGUCUGCCUCGCUCCUUCAACUCCCCCACUUACGGCCUGACCUUCACCAAGACAAGCCUGAAACCAUACUCAUUUGGUUUUUUUUGAGAAUGAGUCUUUCUCCUCUUGCCCAUGUCCUCUCCGUGCCUGACAGGAGGCUGCGCCCUCGUUUCCAGAUUCCUUUCUUCCUCUUCUAGUUUCUCCGAAUGUCCUGCCUGCCUCAGUGGAGUCCUCUUCCGUCUCCCCGCUGGCCCAGUAGCCCUCUGUCCUCACCUCCUUCUUUGUCCCAGGUCACUGACCUAGGUACGGAGAUCCUAAUCAGAGCCCUGCUCUUGGCUUGCCCGGACAGGUUACUCUCCAGCGCGGGGCCUCAUUGUUCGCAUCUGUAAAAGGAGGCAGCUGGACUAGGUAGUGAGUGAUGUCCUGCUGGAGCCCUACGAGUUCAUUCUCCCUUUUACAGUCCUCCCCUCCUCCUCUCCCCUCCUGGCUCCCCUCUCGGGUCUUCUCUCCCCGGGGAGGCUUGCCCUAGCCCCGGGGGAGCUGUGGCCCCAGCUCCCGGUCCCUGUCUAGGCAAGCAGCCCUGGGCCUCCUCCCCAGCCCUGGCCCCGGCUCCACUCCAUGUGGCCCGUCUGAGAGGCUGGCCCCAAGCCUGGCGGCAACUCCACAUUUCUCUGUUUUUCCUUUUUUUUCCCUCUCUUUCCCGGAGUUAACAAGAAGCAGAUGUGGCGCACGAUGGUUGGAGAGGUGGGGGGAGGAAGGGGGAGGCUGGACCGCCAGCCAGACAGGGGGGAAGGGAGUGAGCAAGAGAGGGAGGCGGGAGGCCAGGGCCCGCCCCACAGCCACUCUUGCGCCUCUCAACAGCCACAGGGGCAAAGCCCUGUCACCUCCAGGAUCCGGUCAUUGGGGAAAACAGAUAGGGAGACCAGAGGAGGGCCAGCUGGGGCGAGGGGGUGGAGGCCCAGGAAGCAGCAUCUGAGAGGGGCAGGGACCAGGCACAGGAGGCCAGGGGGCACAGAGAACAAACUCCCCUCAGAAGUGGAGAAUAGGAGAGCGGAAGGAACCAAGGGAGGGACGGACAGGAGCCUGAGGAGGAAAGAGGAGGGGGAGAGGGGUCAGGCCAGGCGGCCGAGAAGGAGGCGUGUGGCUGGGGGCUGCCGCAGGAAGCUGGGGACAGGCACCGGCCAGCGCUGUCCCUUGGAGCAGCGGCAUCCCCUACGGCAGACAGAGGCGCCAGCGGUCAGGCCGGGAUGUGCCUCUGAGGGCCACCGCGGAGCGCCCCCACCAUGGCCCCCGGCACCCUCUGGAGCUGCUACCUCUGCUGCUUGCUGACCACAGCCGUGGGGGCAGCUAGCUACCCUCCCCGCGGUUAUAGCCUCUACACGGGGGCCGGGGGGGCCCUCAGCCCUGGGGAACCCCAGGCCCAGAGCGGCCCCCGGCCUGCCAGCCGCCACAGGAACUGGUGUGCCUAUGUGGUGACCCGGACAGUGAGCUGUGUCCUUGAGGAUGGAGUGGAGACCUUCGUCAAGCCUGACUACCAGCCCUGUGGCUGGGGCCAGCCCCAGUGUCCCCGCAGCAUCAUGUACCGCAGCUUCCUCCGCCCUCGCUACCGAGUGGCCUACAAGACCGUAACGGAUAUGGAGUGGAGGUGCUGUCAGGGGUAUGGGGGCGAUGACUGUGCUGAGGGUCCCGCCCCGCCGCUGGGUCCUGCACCUACCACACCACGGCCCCGGCCCCGGCCCGCCCGCCCCAACCUCUCUGGCUCCAGUGCAGGAAGCCACCUGAGUGGACUAGGUGGGGAAGGUCCUGGGGACUCAGAGAAGGUGCAGCAGCUGGAGGAGCAGGUGCAGGGCCUGACAAAGGAGCUGCAGGGCCUCCGAGGUGUCCUGCAGGGACUGAGUGGGCGCCUGGCCGAAGACGUCCAGAGGGCUGUGGAGACGGCCUUUAACGGGAGGCAGCAGCCCGCAGAUGCGGCGGCCCGCCCCGGCGUGCACGAAACCCUCAGUGAGAUCCAGCAGCAGCUGCAGCUCCUGGACAACCGCGUCUCCACCCACGACCAGGAGCUGGGCCAUCUCAACAACCAUCACAGCGGCGGCGGCGGCGGGGCCCUGGACCCCACCCCGGCCCCUCCGGGCCCCAGUGAGGAGCUGCUGCGGGAGCUGGAGCGGCGGCUGCAGGAGUCCUGCUCGGUGUGCCUGGCGGGGCUCGAUGGCUUCCGCCAGCAGCAACAGGAGGACAGAGAGCGGCUGCGGGCCCUGGAGAAGCUACUGGCCUCCGUGGAAGAGCGGCAGCGGCAGGUCCCCGGGCACGCUGUGGGCCGCAGGCCCCUUCAGGAGUGCUGCCCUCCCGAGCUGGGCCGGCGGCUGGCUGAGCUGGAGCGGAGGCUGGAUGUAGUGGCCGGCUCGGUGACAGUGCUGAGCGGGCGGCGAGGCACCGAGCUGGGAGGAGCGGCGGGGCAGGGGGGCCACCCCCCAGGCUACACCAGCUUAGCGUCCCGCCUUUCUCGCCUGGAGGACCAAUUCAACUCCACUCUGGGUCCCUCAGAAGAACAGGAGGAGGGCUGGCCUGGGCGGCCUGGGGGCCUGGGCCACUGGCUGCCUGCUGCCCGGGGCCGACUAGAAAAGCUGGAGGGACUGUUGGCCAACGUGAGUGGGGUGCUGGGUGGGCGGCUGGAUCUGCUAGAAGAGCAGGUGGCAGGGGCCGUGCAGGCGUGCGGGCAGCUCUGCUCUGGGGCCCCUGGGGAGCAGGACUCCCAGGUCAGCGAGAUCCUCAGUGCCUUGGAGCGCAGGGUGCUAGACAGCGAGGGGCAGCUGCAUCUGGUGGGCUCAGGCCUGCACAAGGUGGGAGCAGCCGGGGAGGCCCAGCAGGCUGCACUGGAGGAACUGCAAGGGGUCGUGGGCCAGCUCCAGGGUCGCAUGGACGCGCAGGACGAGACAAUUGCAGAGUUUGCACUGCAGCUGAAUCUCACGGCCGCACGGCUGGGCCAACUGGAGGGACUACUGCAGGCCCGUGGGGAUGAGGGCUGUGGGGCCUGUGGCGGUGUCCAAGAGGAGCUGGGCCGCCUUCGGGAUGGUGUGGAGCGCUGCUCCUGCCCCCUGUUGCCCCCACGGGGCCCUGGGGCUGGCCCAGGUGUUGGGGGGCCAAGCCGAGGGCCUCUGGAUGGCUUCAGUGUGUUUGGGGGGAGCUCAGGCUCAGCCCUCCAGGCCCUGCAAGGAGAGCUCUCGGAGGUUAUUCUCACCUUCAGCUCUCUCAACGACUCACUGCAUGAGCUCCAGACCACUGUGGAAGGCCAGGGUGCUGAUCUGGCUGACCUAGGAGCCACCAAGGACCGCAUCAUCUCGGAAAUUAACAGGCUGCAGCAGGAGGCCACAGAGCAUGCCGCGGAGAGUGAGGAGCGCUUCCGAGGCCUCGAAGAGGGACAGGCACAGGCCGGCCAGUGCCCCAGCCUAGAGGGGCGAUUGGGCCGCCUCGAGGGAGUCUGUGAGCGGUUGGACACAGUGGCCGGGGGACUGCAGGGCCUGCGCGAGGGCCUUUCCAGACAUGUGGCGGGGCUCUGGGCUGGGCUCCGGGAAACCAACAGCACCAGCCAGACACAGGCAGCCUUGCUAGAGAAGCUGCUGGGGGGGCAGGCAGGCCUGGGCAGGCGGCUCGGUGCCCUUAACAGCUCCGUGCUGCUCCUGGAGGACCAGCUUCACCAGCUCAGUCUGAAGGACUUCACUGGGCCUGCGGGUGAGGCUGGGCCCUCAGGGCCUCCUGGGAUACAGGGACCACCAGGCCCUGCUGGACCUCCAGGACUUCCAGGCAAGGAGGGACAAAGGGGGCCCAUCGGGCCACCAGGUCCCCAGGGAGAGCAGGGAGUGGAGGGGGCACCAGCAGCCCCCGUGCCCCGGGUGGCCUUUUCAGCUGCCCUGAGUUUGCCACGGUCCGAACCAGGCACAGUGCCCUUCGACAGAGUCCUGCUCAACGAUGGGGGCUACUAUGAUCCAGAGACUGGCGUGUUCACAGCGCCCCUGGCCGGGCGCUACUUGCUGAGCGCGGUGCUGACCGGGCACCGGCACGAGAAAGUGGAGGCCGUGCUGUCCCGCUCCAACCUGGGCGUGGCCCGCAUAGACUCUGGUGGCUAUGAGCCUGAGGGCCUGGAGAAUAAGCCAGUAGCUGAGAGCCAGCCCAGCCCCGGCGCCCUGGGCGUCUUCAGCCUCAUCCUGCCUCUGCAGGCUGGAGACACGGUCUGCAUCGACCUGGUCAUGGGGCAGCUGGCGCACUCGGAGGAGCCGCUCACCAUCUUCAGCGGAGCCCUGCUCUAUGGGGACCUGGAGCUAGAUCAGGUGUAGACAGGGGGCUGGGCCCGACCAGCCCGAAGUGUCUACGCCGGCCAAAGAGCCAGCGGGGGUGACGGGGUUCCGUCCUGGCACUCCAGCCCUAGGCGAGCCGCCGUCCCGUACCCUCUGUGGCACAGGCGCCCAGAGCACUCCUCUCCAUGGCCUGAGUGCGCCGGGUCGGGGACUCUGGGGUCCCCUCGUCCAGACUUUUGGCCUGCUCGCCGUCCCCUGCAGGGCCCAGACUGCGGAGGAGCCAAUCCUCGCACCCUCGCAGCUCCUCCAGCGGGUCUCUAGGCCGAUGCAGGGCUCUCCCGAGGGGCUCCGGCCCCCAUCGCCAUACUAAACUAUUCAGGAAUAAAGACACUUGGUUUUUCUAAAAAA